Messenger RNA from Durusdinium trenchii, 1420 nucleotides. The record is from the annotation of a GenBank genome assembly. NCBI's taxonomy places the organism in Eukaryota, Dinophyceae, Suessiales, Symbiodiniaceae.
GGAAAAGUUUCUUUGGUGCCAGUGUUCCUCUUUCAAGCUGUGCACGAUGAGUGCCCAUGUCUUUCCAGAAGCUCGUUUGCUGCUGGGCAGAUCUACUGUAUGGACGUGCUUGUUGCCUCUGGAACUGCAUCUUUGCUCCAUGCGUUCUGGGCGUUUGGAGCUUUAGCAUCUACUGCUGUGGAUGUCUGCGAAUCUAUGCUUCUCGGAAUGGGUCAUCCUCUCUCUUCAAGGACCAGACCUUCCCUGCCAGUGCAAAGUCACUGGGUGACCACGAUGAGGAGGUGGUCUGGCUGCGCGCCACCAAGUACGCAAGGACAAAGAGCCUGCAACUCGUCCACGACGGCCUGGACGUGUGUGCCGUUUGCCGAGGCGCCAGUGGUGAAGCAUGGCUCCUCUCUGCGGUGGCCUCCGUGGCUGCCAGGGGUUCCUUGCAUCACCUCUUCGAAUCGCUGGAGCGAACAGCACGAGGAAAGUACAUCUUGAGACUGUUUGAUGGUGCACAUCAACGAUGGCAAAGGAUUACUUUGGAUGAUCGGGUGCCCUGCGAGCGGGAGGCCUAUGAUGAGGAGAAGAGGUUCAAGCCCAUCUUCUUGAAUAGCAAGGACAACGACCUUUUCCUUCUGCUGAUUGAGAAGGCUUUUGCGAAAGUCUUGGGCGGCUACCACCGCCUCAAGGAGGGCUCCACUGCCUGGGCUUUGAGCGCCAUGACCGGCGAUCAGACCAGGAUCUUCGUGCGAGCGGAGGAUGGGAGCUGGGCCAGGAAGGAGCUGGAGGAAGAGUUGGACGACGCGGGUGAGCGGAGCUUGUCGCUCUUCGGAACAGGCGUCGAGCUUUCUCCGGAAGUCCUCUUCGAAGUGCUCCGCAAGUACUGCUUGCUGGAGAGCGUACUGUGCGCGGCCGGCGCCAGUGCCAGCAGCGGGCUCCAUCCCAAGCAGACCUAUGGCAUUCUGGAUGUCCGGAAGGUGCCAGCGGGCUUGAAGUUGGGCGACUGGCUGAAGGUGGUGCAGAUGAGGCACCUGGCCGAAGCGACCCCCUGGCGCAGCCGUGACCCUGAGGUACGAGAGGCAAUGGGUGUCGACGACGAGACGAGCUUUUGGAUGUCUUGGGAGGAGUUUUUGGCCACCUGGCGAACCAUCGCAGUGGUCGAUCUGCCCAGUGGCAUUGAAAGUUUGCGCUUCCAAGUCACUGGUGGAUCCCCAUUGGCACCGGCUGUGGCAUGUCUCGGUGGCUGCACACGCUUCUGGUGUGGCCUUGGAUGUCGCCAUCUCUACUGCCCCUAUCGCGUGGUGCAGAUGGGCGAUGCAUCGAUCUGCAGCGAAGAGCGCACCGUGCUUGGAUUCGGCCUGGAGAAGGAAUGACGCUCGCCGUCUCACCAGACUGAAUCCCAACGUCAGGGCGAACGUUUGUCGAUGGUUUUGCA